This is a messenger RNA of Corylus avellana, 1396 nucleotides long. RefSeq lists its product as uncharacterized. Gene Ontology annotation, molecular function: peptidoglycan glycosyltransferase activity. Lineage: Eukaryota; Viridiplantae; Streptophyta; Magnoliopsida; Fagales; Betulaceae. The record is from RefSeq and is a predicted model, not a curated record.
UUUUAACUGUACUACCGAAUCGGGGAAACUGAAAGAGUGUGUGAAAAGAGUAAUGAGCUUCAGUGCCAUCCACCAUCUUCUUCUCCUACUGAAGCUCGAUCUCUCGAACCAAAACCCAAGUCUUUUUCCUACUCCUACUCCAACUCCACAUCCACUCCCUUUCUUCACCCACAAACCUCCAAAACGUUCCAACCCAGUGAGCAGGCGAGUCCACUCGGCCCCCCCAUUGCCACGGAUAUCCUCUCGGAACUGCGUAAACAACCACUUCGUCUCGGAAAUACUAAUCCUAUUGACGUUUUCCUCGCUCCUUCUCUGCCUCCGGCUCUUCUCCAAUGUCUUCCUACCUGAUUUUCCCAGUCGGUGGAGUAACCUUGUUGCUUUCUCCGCAGAAGCCGAAGUCAGAGCAAGUUCUUAUCCUUGGCAUGUGUGGCAAGCCAUUGUCGCUUACGAGGACCAGCGCUUCUUCACGCAUUGUGGGAUUGACCCGGUCGGGAUUGCCCGUGCGGUGUUGUCAUUUUCGGCUCUUGGGGGCGGCAGCACCAUUACCCAACAGCUUGUCAAAAACACCUUCCUAAAGAAUGAACGCACUCUUCCUAGAAAAAUAGUUGAGAUGGUGUUGGCUCUAGCAUUGGAGAGGACAAUGUCAAAAAGGAGAAUUCUUAGCUGCUAUGUGAAUAAGAUUUACUGGGGACAUGGUAUUUACGACAUUAAAUCAGCAUCACUUUUCUACUUUGGGAAGCAUCCAUCUCUUCUAAGUUUGGGGGAGUCUGCAAUGCUUGCUGGGAUUAUACCUGCCCCAGAACUUCGAUCACCACUCAGGGAUCUUAACAGGGGGAAGACCUUCCAAGCUAGAGUCUUGAGGAGGAUGGUGGAAGUUGGUUCUCUUGAUAUUGAAACGGCACUUUUGGUUGUGAAACAAUCUCUUCAACUGCGUGUUGAUAUGUCAGAAUAUGCUGAUGGAUUGUUGCACCUAUUACCUUUUUCCAAGGAGGGACUUGAUGCGUCCAGCAAACUGAACCAAGGAGGAACUAUCUCAAUUUUAAAGGAUGUAUGGAACUGGGAAAGAGAGAGCAUGAUAUGUGAAGCAUGGGAAGAUAUGGAAAGAUGGGCCAAUAAGGUGCGGCCAAUUGUGCAUGGAACUUCAGCAAAAAAAUUCUGGUUGUAGUGACAAAAUGGAUGUUUCCUAGCUAGUACAUAGUAAGUACUGUCUUCUGAUUUUUGUCGUGCCUCUUUAUUAGACUGAACUCGCUAUAAAACUUGGAUAUCUUCACCAGCACUAUGCUAAUUCCAUCAAGUCUUUCUUUACCAUUUUAAUAGGCACCAAACCUUAUAAUAACUGCUUGUGUGCAUGUAUCUUAAGUUUUCUGUGAUAUUUUCUGUUAUGUGGCUAAUGUCA